Molecule: messenger RNA, 1526 nt
Organism: Scomber japonicus (chub mackerel)
Lineage: Eukaryota; Metazoa; Chordata; Actinopteri; Scombriformes; Scombridae
Product: UDP-N-acetylglucosamine/UDP-glucose/GDP-mannose transporter-like
Exons: 13
Coding region: 43-1038 (331 amino acids)
Cellular component (GO): Golgi apparatus
Molecular function (GO): antiporter activity; GDP-fucose transmembrane transporter activity
Source: RefSeq, a predicted model, not a curated record
GAUGUGUUCGCGUCUUCCGUCUUUACGUCAGUGUUUUCCUAAAUGAUGGCAGAGCUCCACAAACGUCGACGCGGUGUCAGCGACAGAAAGUUGUCACCUGAAGGGGCCACAUCUGCUGAAAGCUCCACCGUGGUUCUGAAGCUGCUGGCUGCGGCUUUUUACGGAGUUAGUUCAUUUCUCAUCGUCGUCGUCAACAAAAGCGUCCUCACCAGCUACAGAUUUCCGUCAUCAACAUGUGUUGGAAUUGGCCAAAUGCUGGCUACCAUUGUAGUUCUGAGGACUGGAAAGAUGUUGGGUGUUAUCUCGUUUCCGGAUCUGGAUCUGAGUAUACCACGGAAGAUGUUCCCGCUGCCUCUCCUCUAUGUUGGGAAUCAGAUAACAGGACUGUUUGGGACACAACGACUCAAUUUACCCAUGUUCACAGUCCUGAGGAGGUUCAGUAUUUUACUUACCAUGGUGUUUGAGGGAAUCUUACUGAAAAAGACUUUCUCUACGUCAGUUAAGAUCACAGUGUUUACUAUGAUCUUUGGUGCUUUCAUUGCUGCCAGUGCUGAUUUAGCGUUCGAUCUUGUAGGAUACAUAUUCAUAAUGCUGAACAAUGUCCUAACAGCAGCCAGUGGGGUCUAUAUGAAGCAGAAACUGGACUCUAAGGAUCUGGGUAAAUAUGGACUUCUCUACUACAAUGCUUUGAUCAUGACUUUACCUACUGUGGCGUAUGCUUACUACACAGGAGACUUGCAAAUGGGUUUGGAGUAUGAUGGAUGGUCUGAUCAGCUGUUUGUCGUGCAGUUUGUCCUCUCCUGUGUCAUGGGCUUCAUUCUGAUGUACUCCAUCAUGCUGUGCACACAGUACAACUCAGCACUCACCACCACCAUUGUGGGCUGCAUCAAGAAUAUUCUCGUGACCUACAUUGGAAUGGUGUUUGGUGGAGACUACAUAUUCACCUGGACCAACUUUAUAGGUCUAAACAUAAGCAUUGCUGGCAGCCUGGUGUACUCAUAUAUCACCUUCACACAGGAACAAACAAAAAAGGCGUAAACCAGAGACCCACUGUAACACUGAAGACCUACAUCCAGAAUGUAUUUUAUAUUGUUUAUAUAUGGACACACAUGCAGUGUAUGUGGUUGGAUGGGUUUAAGCCAUCCUGUUAAUGUUUUACAUUUAUUCCAUUUUUCUAUUUUAUCAUCAGUUUUCAGUACAAUCACUGAAUGUUGUUUUCUGGUGACUCAAUUGUCAAUUUUUAUAUCUGUAAUCAAGUGCCUUAAUUUUUUAAUAAUUAAUUUAUAAUUUAUUUCACUGACUGAGUAUUUUAGAACAGAGAAAUCUAUUAAAUGUAUUGCUUUGUAAAGUGUUGUUUUUUGCUGUAUUCAUGUCCAUGCAGUCUGGAAACUCAAAAUACAACAACUUAUAUUCAUUAAUACAUUUAUUAAAUAUAGCCAAUGUUAUUCCAUUCAUAGCCAGUUUUGGAAUACACUUCAUUUUUAUUCAUGUAAUUUACAGAGAAAAAAAAACAGACAUUAUCAAUA